AUGUUGGUUUGGCGCCUUGCAUCCCUUCUCUUCCCAAUCGUGGCGUCCGCGCAGCGCUUUGAGAUCAAUGUCGGCUCCGGUAUCGAUCCGGGCAUUUUUGGUCUCAUGCGAGAAGUGGACCAGGCGCAAAAAGCGGGGGACGAGGCGCGUUACCAAGAGUUGAAAGAAAAGCUCGACAACUUCCGAUCGGCAAAGGCCGACUUCUCCUGGACAUCGGAAUGUCGCGUGAGCGCCUACUUCGACGCCGAGAUCUUCACCGUGCCCGGCCCAUCGAGCGUUCCCAAGGAGAUUGAGUGGGCAUUUCCCAAGCUGGAUGAGUACUGGAGGACUGACGACGGCGGCGACUUGCCCUACCCCGGCGAUUUCAACCAGUUCAUGCAUAAGGAUGGGUUUCGGGUCAUCAUGGUCCAGUAUGACCAGCUCCCUCAGGCUGUCCGUGAAUGGCGAGAGAAGAAGUUGAAGGAAGGCGAUUCCAACGAACGUAAAUGGAUUGCCGUUGUUGAUGGCAUGGCUUUCUUUGCUCCCGGUGUCGUAACAUGGCUGCAGCCUCUGUUUGCAUCCAGGGAUGUCGUUGUGGGAAAGAAUGCAUGUGAAGACCAACUCACAGACUUUCAGAACUUCCGCGGAGGGCAGAAGCGUACGGAGGACGUAAAGUUCAUCACAGGCUUCAGCGGCUUGGCCGAGAUCGGAACGACACUUCGGGUUCAAGCCUUCGCUGAGAAACAAGUCAAGCAAUUGCCGGGUGGCAAAAAGGGAAAUGAGCACAACAACGAACUGUAA
Molecule: messenger RNA, 780 nt
Organism: Clonostachys rhizophaga
Lineage: Eukaryota; Fungi; Ascomycota; Sordariomycetes; Hypocreales; Bionectriaceae
Source: the annotation of a GenBank genome assembly